GCGGCCGCUGAGGCCAUGGCGGAGCGAUGGCGGGACGUGUGCGGGGUGCGCAUCGCCCCGGCCGAGCUGCGCUUCAGCGACGCGGUGCCGAGGAGCUGCUACCGCGCCGCGCUCACCGUGCAGAACCUGCGGGCGGGCGCCUGCCACCUGCGGCUGCUGCCGCCACGCGAGCCGCAGUUUAAAUUGAUUGUGGAAAAUCCAGAAAAACCCAUUGCAUCUGGACUUCACCUUAAAGCUGUGGUGGAAUACACUCCCAAGAGUGCAGAAGAUCUUCAGGAUAAACUAACUCUUUUAGUAGAUGAUGACAUAGUUCAUAUCCCCGUUCUUGGAUUGGUUCCAUACUGUGAUCUGGAAAUAGAGUCAGAGGUUAAUUUUGGUGACAUGAUUGCAAACAAUAAACUAGUUACUAAAGAGAUUAUUAUUUCUAACCGUGGAACAAUUUCAGGUGUAUUUAGAGUAUCUUAUGAUGGGGUUGUCCUGCUUAACAUAAGACCCAUCAGAGGAGUCGUAAAGCCAAAAUCUGUAAAGAAAAUUAAAGUGGAUGUCUGCACAGAUGUACCCGGAAUCAUCAAAGAAAUGAUGAAAGUGGAGUUGGAAAGUCGUGGCUGCAUUGAAGUAUGGAUUAAAGGUGUUGUGGUUGAACAAGUUCUAAAAGUUCUUGGAGUGAAUUGUGGAAAAGUACUGAAGUGCAUUAACUUUGGACCUCUUUACUUUGGGACUUCAAAGACAGAAAAAAUACAUUUAUACAAUGAAAGCCCUGAGUGUAUGGAUUGGGUAGCAGUACUGGAAGACAGUGCCAUUGGAGGAGAGAUGGGGACAGAUCUUCAGGGGAGUACAGAUGCUGUUUUACGUGACUUAAGUCUGCAAACUAAAGAUGUAGAUGUUUCCACUGUGAUCUUGUGUGCUCCCAAUCAAGGAACUUUGCAGCCUUAUGAAAAAUCUUUGAUUACACUCUGCUUUAGUCCAGAAAAAUUUGAAAGAGACUUUGAAGUGAACGAGGCAUCACUGGUUCAAGAUUAUGUCCUGUUUGUGAGAUUUGAAACUGCUGGGAAGAGAGGUGGCUGCAUGAAGAACCUCAGUGGUGGUGCCACAGGAACGUGUACAACAAGUACAUUAGAAAUGGAUAGUCACUAUCAGAAAUGCAGUCAUUCUCGUCAUGUGGACUUGGCUUUGAAGGGUUCUGGGUUUCCUGUCAUAUUAUCUUUUAAGCCAGGAACAGUAAUUAAUUUUGAGGACUGUUAUUUGGGUGAACAAGCACAAGUUUUGUGCACAAUGAAAAAUGAAUCCAAGUUCCUUCCAGUAACAUUCAGAUUCCGCAAGACUGCUCACUUCAAUGUUUCUCCUGCAAGAGGAAAACUUAAAAAAAAAUCUGAAAAGGAAGUGAGGAUUUCAUUUUCUCCACAUCAAAUAGGAAAAUUUGAGAUGAAGCAAAUUAUUGAUAUCAUUGGUACAGGAGUAGAUAAAAAUAAUGUAGAGGUUUUGAAGACAAAACCCUUUCAUCAAAUAUAUUUGACCUUACUUGGUGUGUGCAAAUCUAAACGAACAAGCAUUAUAUUCACACUUAAUCCUGGUCUAACACCUUUGAUUUCCAAUGCAACUGGACAGUUUGUAGCUCGUGGCACAGGACAGCCCAGUGAUACAGCACCUGUGGCAAUCCUUAAAUCAACCCAAACACAAAUCCAUACUCACCGGCAAAACAGGAAUUGUGAGGAUGAUGCACUUAUAGCCUUUCCUAAUGAUCGUGCAGCCAGCCUUAGGCCUAGUGAAUGGAAUAAAAAGUACAGGACUAUUUUCACAAAGACUGAGAGAUAUAAUUACGUAGACCCAGAAUUUGCUUAUACUGAAUCUGAACGACAGUCAAGAGAAGGAAGGAGAAAAAAUUAUGUACACUUCAUUUCCCAUUUAAGACAGCGUCGUUUAGAGAAAGAGGCUGCUAGGCAGUUUUUUAUUUAUAACAAUCCUGUGAGCAUAGGCAUUAAACCAGCUAAAGGUCUUAAGUCACCAAACCUCUCAAUAACAGAUUUUCCCAUGGAGAAGCCACAGCCCGAAACGCGUCCUUUAGAUGACAAUUGCAUGUUAACUAGUCGAAAAUUGGCAGCAAUUGUUUCUAAAUCUACAAACCAAGGAGUUUGGAGCUGGCUUAGUCCUAUGCCAUCUUCUGACCAGGAGAAGGAAGAUUGUAGUCUAACUUUGACACACAAACAGCUUCAUCAAAUAUUCAUUGGUCCUUCUACUAUAGAUUUUGGUGAUGUUUGUGUGUAUUCUACAACAACCAAAGAACUGCACAUUAUCAAUAACUUGUCAGUUCAUAUUUGGAUACAAAUUGAGAUUGAAGUUGCAGAAUUGCAGGAGACAUCUCCAUUGUCUCAGGUGGUGCCUCCUCUGACAAAAACUCAUAUUCCAGUUGUGUUUGAGACAGUUAAUGCUGGAAUGUUUAAAAGCUGUUUCAGUUACAAGAUAAACAACCAACACAUUGGACAUGUGCUGGUAGCUGCACAUGCAAUGCCUAUUGAACUUCAGCUGUCUAGAAGGGAACUGGUUUUGACUCCUGUUUCUGGCUGCCUAGCAGGGACAGAGUUUAGAAGAACUGUCAGGGUGUGCAACCCCAGAAACCAUCCUGCUGGCUUUACUUGGAGACCUGUAACUGGAGAUAGAAAAUCUGCAUUUACUAUAAAGCCAACCAGAGGGUAUGUGGAAGCCUAUAGUGAGUUGGAGUGUGAAGUUGUUUGGCAUCCAGGGUUCAACAGUCCAGAAACAGGACAAUUCACCUUGUCUGUGCGCAAAGGAAAUUCAAUUAACUUGAAAUGUUUUGCAAAGUUUGGUGCUACUAGAGUUCAGUUGGUGGCUCACAGUAUAUCCUUUGCUCACAGUCCACUUGGUUUCACUACUUGUAAGACCGCCACUAUUCUAAACACAGGACACAACCAUGCAUACUUCCAAGUUCUUGACUCCAGCCCAGUGCCUGGAAUGAAAAUCACACCCACUGAAGGAGUGAUACCUGUGGGAGGCCUUGUUGAUUUCAAAAUCUCUUUCACUCCAAAGGCACGCAUGAGUUUUGAUAAAAAAGUGGAGGUAGCAGUGAGGAAUGCAGCAGAACUCAUGCUUAGGAUCAGUGGAUUUUCAGAGAUCACUGAAAUAGACAUUGAUGUGAGAACAUUUGAAUAUCAAGGUGUUUGUGUUGGUGCUACAAAAUCAAUUCCAUUUUUGCUGCAGAACAAAGGACAAUCUUGUACCAGAGUGCAGUUUGAUUUUUCUAAGCAUAUAGAUUUUAAAUUGAAUGCUGAAGACAAUUCAGCAAUUGAUCGUUCUCGUUCAAAGCCUAAUCUCUACUCAGUUUACUUAAAGGAGGGGUCAUCUUUGCAAUGCUUCUUGACCUUUGCACCAAAAAUGGUGGCAGUAUAUGACUUCAUUCUCCCAAUUGCUGUUCCUCGGGUCAGUUCUACAGCUCCAGUUCCUACCACGACUCUGAAGCGUGGUGGCCCCCUGCUCCCGCCACCCCCUGAGAUCCCAGCUCUGCCCAAAUGUAAAGUCAGAGCUAUUGGGCUUCUACCACUUGUGGAGUUCUCCUCAAUGGAAUUUAAAUUUGAACAACAUUCAAGUUACAUACAUUCCACUACUGAUGAUAUGAGUAUGAAUUCUCAGCACCUUGUCCUGAAGUGUCUCUCAAAAUAUGGUGUAACAUGGAAAUUGAAUUUUGAUGAUGCAGACAAAAAUAUAGAAGAUGGUAUUUUCAGAUUUAGUCAGAACCAUGGACAUAUUAAUGAAAAGGAAGAAGUUAAUAUUACUGUGUACUUCUGGCCUCCUUGUCCUGGGACAUACACAUCUGAAAUAAUCUUGCAUCUAAAUGAUAAUUCAUCACAAUACAUACUAACAUUGUCUGGCACUAUGAGGUCACCAAAAAUAGAUUUUCAUCCCCCCUUUUUAAUGCUGAUGCCAGUUCCUCUAGAUGUGGAAACUGAAGCAGUAAUCACCAUCAUUCCACGGGAUUUUAUAAGGCAAUCACAAAUCAGAGUUAGACUUCCUGAGCUGGAACUUGCAGAUGGUACCAGGACUUGCCCUUUUUCUGUGGAGUUUCCAGAGGGACAAAAUAUUGUUCUUUCAUCAGAUGGCACAGCUAAUGAACUGACCUGCCGUAUCAGCUUCAAAUCACCUAAGCCAAUGUCAUUUUUAGGGGAAAUGCUCUUCAUUGAUCAAGAAGACAACAGGUUCUCAUUUCAAGUUGCUGGAACAGCAGACAAUUGUCUUCUCACAUUAUACCCAUACUUGGCAAUGCACAAAGAUAAAAAAAUUAUCUGGAGAAGCAAUAAUAAAGACUUCAGCACUGGAGAAGUUGUUCUACAGCCAUGUAUUACACCACCAUCACCUUCACACAGCUAUUCUGCAAGUUCUUUAGGUGAAGAGAGUGGCUCAACCUAUGAAGAUUCCCAAUCAGAGAGUAUUGCUGAUGAAAGUGAGAGUGAUGCAUUUGAAAGUGAAGAGAAUGAAGAAACAAGUGAAGAGAGUGAAACUGACAGUGAAAGUGAUAGGAAAGAAAAGAAGCAUGAAUUAUCAUUUUUUCCUGAUGAAGAUGAGGAAGAGUACAACUUCUUUCAAAAGACCCUAAAUGCUGUACAGAGUUGGUUUGCACUCUUUGGCUGGUCUAAGGGACAGAAUCCCAUUUCAAUACCUUAUUCACUGAGACGUGAUGUGUCUAUAGUCCUGCUAACUGUUUCACAAGAAAAUACUUUUAAACGAAGGGUUGACAAAGAUAAGUGUUUUUAUGAUAUGUUAUUGAAUCUGAAUGGACAACCAACAGGCAUUGCAGCAUGCCAGUCAUUGUCCCCUGAUCCAGUAGAAAGAAUGUUUCAACUCCACUGGCAGCAUUCUGAAUUGCUUUCCUUCCUUAAAAGGAAAGGAGCAUAUCUUCCUCAUGUUAUGCCAGAAUUUCUGCUUGAACCAGAAGAUUAUGAGAUAUGGACUGAAGUAAAUACUGGACUGAGGUGUUUUGUGCCUGAAGUGAAGAGGGGAAGCAUGAGAAGCUCAGGCAAGUUAAGUGGCAGGCGCAUUUUUGUUCUGGAGAGCAGAACGUUUGAGACAAUGAGCAAACGAGCUUGGACAGAUGUGCUGCUGCAGAUGUACAAGGUAUUUGUUCUUCCACGUGUUUCUUUCCGUAUGAUUCCUGACCCAGCGAGCUUGGAGAGCUUGGAGAACAUGCCAGGAAUAAAAUCAGAACCUUUAUGCAGUAAUGUAUAUUCUCGAUAUGAACGAAGCAUCCUCAUCUGGUUGAAUAAAAACUAUGAAAAAAAUCGAAAAAUUGUGUGGAAAGAUAGUCGAAGAGGUGGAAUACCACCCAUGAGAUGGAUAGUGAAUUUUGACCACGAUCUUCUGGAUGGUCUGGUGUUGGCAGCACAGAUGGCAGCUUAUUGUCCAUAUUUGAUUCCCACUCACUUCAUAAAGAUGUAUACUAAUCCAAGAACUCGUGAACAGUUUCUGCACAAUGCCUUGAUACUUGUGAAGGCUCUGCAUACUAUCAAUCUGGAUAUGGACACAAAGGCCACUGAUAUCUGUGAACCAAAUCCUGUCACGAUGCUUAUUUUGUGUGUCCACCUGUAUGACAUUCUCCCUCACUACUUACCCAAGAACACUAUAGAAUUUUCAGGUGCUCUCCAUGCAACUAUUGUGAAGCAGGUGCACCUGAAGAACCCGAGCAAUAACACUUUGUCCUACACUGCUGUUCUUGUGGGAAGAGAUGCUCAUGAUUUCUCUUUACCUAAAGGAAACACUGUUACCAUUCCUUCUACGAGACAAGGCUUUGUAAAUGUGGAAUUCACAAUUCGUUUCCUGCACCCUGCUGAAGCAGUAUUACUACUGACCUCAAAUAAAGUUGAUGGAAUAGAUGGUGCCACAAUGACAUUCUCUCUGAAAUCUGAAGUUAGGAGUAUUGAGCCUCUUGGUAUGAUAAGGUGCAGAUCCCCAUGUUAUGAGGUGAAGAAAUUUAACCUAAAUGUUACUAAUCCCUUCAAAAAUGAUGGCAUAUUCAGGGUAAUCUUGCUGGAAUCCACACAUUUACUCCACCCGGAGAAAGUGUAUCAAGGCAGGCAAGUAAAGCAAGAGCAAAAGUUUAGUUCUGAAAAUAGCGUAUUAAGCUCAAAAAUUUCUGCACUGCCUGAAGACUCAAAGAAAGACACUAGCUCUGAUCAAUCUGGCCUCCUGCAUGAGUUCUUCAGUCCAACAGAAAAACUGUUCUUGAAAGGGAAAGGUUCUGCAGCCUUAGAUAUUCACUUCCUUCCCUUUUAUCAGGAAAAGCGUUACUGCACUGUCAUUCUGGUUAAUGAACAGAUUGGAGAGUUUGUAUACCUGAUUGAGGGAAUAGGUGAUUUACCUCUGGCUUCAGAAUUGCCUGCCUUGGAUAGUCCAAAUGUUUUGCGUGCUACCUCAGAAGAUGAAAGCACAGCACAGACAGUUUUAUAUUUUAAAUGUGGACUUGGUGAGACUCUGGAGGAGAAUCUGAAGAUUCCAUUGAUCAAUGAGUCAAGAGAGAGGGCCCUGGCUCUGGCUGCACAGCAGCAGAUGUCAGCUGUUGAGUAUGAAAGGAGAUUGAUGACUGGGACUCUGCAGAGCAGCAGCGUUCGAGUUGCAACUGCCUUGUUGGGGCUGUCCCGGGUACAGAGACGUGCACUUCUGAAGCCUCGCAGGCACCCCUCCGAGCUGAAGUAUGUGAAUUACAAUGUAGAAGUGAGCAUAAAAAACCUCUUCAAAGUUCCUAAAAAGUUCUCUAUUCCAGUGUUAUCUUCAGCCAGAGUUAAUUUGGACACUUCAUCAGACAAAUGCCCUACAUCUCAGCAAACAGAUGGAAAUGACACAGUUGAAUUUCCUAUAAAAUUCACUCCUGAGAAAGCUGGUUGCUACCACUGUCAGAUUGUUCUGAAGUCAUCUUGGGAUAUUCGUGUCUAUGAGAUUGAGUGUGUGGUGAAUGCAGACCAGGCUGAUGCACAACUCGAAUUUCUGACUCCAGCUUACCAGACAGUGACUCAGGAAAUUCCAAUUACUAACAUAUCCGAUAAGGACUGGAGGUUUGAAGCAGUUUUGGAAGGACAGUGUUUUCAUGGCCCUGCUGUAAUAAAUGUGCCUGUAGGUGGAACAGUUCCGUAUCCACUCACGUUCAAGCCCCUUGCUGAGAGUGUAAUAAAGGGAAGGCUUAUUCUGAGAAAUGUUACAGCUGGAACUCGGAACAUCUUUAGUCUUAAGGGAAUUGGGAAGAAACCUCUGCCUCAGGAUUGCAUUUUGAUAGAGUGCGAAGUAGGAAAGAUGGCUCAUAAAGUCUUAUGGGUGCACAAUUAUACCAAGAAGAUGGUAAAAUACAAGGUGUAUUCCAAUCUCUCAAUGCUGAGUGGUGCCCCUUAUGUGGUUGUCAACCCAGAGGACACUGUUGCUUACACUUUGAAUAUAUCUCCCUGCAGACGAGGAGUCUUUCAAGGUGUAAUUUCAUUUGUUGGUGAAGAUGAAGACCAGGAGCGGCCUCAAGACAGCAGCUCACCACAGUUGACAGAUGGCAAACAGGCCCUUCAGAAACUGCCAGCGAGGGCUUCACCAGCUUGUGAUGCAGCUGACAUUGGAGAAAGUUCUACACAUUGCCAAGUGUGGUACUCCUUGAAGAUUUUCAGCACACCUGCAGCAGCAGAAAGGACAAUAGAUGUGGACUGCAAAGCUCUGGAUACUGUUGGAAUUAAUAUUCCCAUCACUAAUCCUACUGAUAAAGUUCUCAACAUGAGUGUGCUGCUGGACCAUCCAUCCCUAUUUGGAGAAAAAUCUUUCACUGUCAAUCCCAAACAAACAUUUUCAUAUCACCUACAGUUUUCUGCAGCUGCUCUUGGCUCUUUUGCUGGAAGUGUCAUGUUCCGGUCAGAUGUGAUUGGAGAAUUUUGGUAUUCCCUGAAGUUCAAUGUAGAGAAGCCAUCGCCAACCGGGCUGCCUGAUAUAGGAUGUGAGCUUGGAAAAUGGGUUUACGCAUACAUACCUCUUGCUAAUCCUACUCAUGAAACUCUGGCGCUACAAAUAGAUAACAGCGAUCCCAGCCAUUUUGCAGUUGAGGCUGACCCAAAGCAACCUCUGACUAUUCCUCCUCAUUCCACCACUCAGCUGCCUGUGAGAUUCUGUCCCUCUGCCCUUGGAAGACGCAAUCACAAGGCAACAAUAACCUUCAAAUGCCCAAAGUUUGGAGAGCGGAUAUUUUACCUGACGGGGUCUGGAGUUCCUCCUGACCGCAUGGAAACCACCACCAUAAGUGCCUGCAUUGGAGAGUACUCCUCUGCCAUCAUAGCCUUCAGAAAUCCAACUGUGGAAAAUGUGGUGGUAGAUGUCGUGAUGGCAGAUGAAGGGCUGUUGAAUGAGCAUCUGAGUGUAUCUGUCCUGUCCCAGGCCACCUGUAACGAAUCUGUUUUUCAUCUUCUGUUUAAACAGCCACAAGGAAUCCAAUUAGCUCCAAAAGAAAAACUGGAAAUCCCUAUAUUAUUCAUGCCAGCUGAAAUGAAAAUUUAUAAAGCAGUGGUGGUAAUUCAUGUAACGAGGGAAAACGGUGAGAACUGGCCUUAUGAGGUUACUGCUGAAUCAAAUUCAGACUUAAACAGAAAUGUUAUUGUAGCAGAGAAUGGGGAAGCUCGGGGAAUACUCUGGAUCUAUCCCGUUAAUGGAACACCUGAAGCACCACAGCAGAAAUCAGUUGUGAUACGCUGUCAAGCCAGACAGAGGCUGGAGCAGAGAGUAGAGCUGCUGCUGAUUGGUGUCAUACCUGGUCCCCUUGCUCUGCCUCCUGCAGGGAACUCUGCCACGGUCGACAUGGAUGAGUCGUCCAACACCUCAGAAGUUACUGAUGGUUCCUCUGCAACACUGGAAUUUCUGUAUGAAUUGCGAUAUCAAUCAAAUGAAAUUAGAUCUCAGCUUGAAUCUUCUGUUGGUAUGGAGCUGGUUGAAAAAGAAUGGGAUACAGAAUCCAGAAUUGUAACACUGAUCUUUAAUGUAGUGUUUGCACCUAACAAACCAAUGAGGAAUGAGGCAACUGUUGUGAUUCAGUGUACUGCAGGAGGCCUUUGGAAGUUUCCAUUGGUGUUCAUUGCCACAGAGCCAGAAGUGGAUGAUGUGAUCAACAUUGAAGCACUUGGCCUCAAUAAGGAAUCCAUAGUUGGCUUUAAGCUCACAAGCCAGACAAGGUACCCAGAGCCAUUCACUGCACACUUCCUGCCAGGCAGUGAUCCCGAUUUCCUUGUGAUGCCACAAGCUGGAGAACUUCUCCCAGAAGGCACUGUGGGAACCCAUAUAACAGUGGGAUACAAGCCAAGGAUGUAUGGCAAGAAGCACACAGCCACACUGGUCAUCGAGACACAAUCAAUGCAGUGGACAUAUAUAAUCAAUGGACUUCCUCCACAGACUGCACCACCUACAGUGGCAGCAAAAGUAGUUUGCACCAGCAGCUACACAGGAUCGUUCACAGUACGACAGCGCAAUUUUGUACGUGAAAAUCUGAAACUUAUAACCACUGGGGUAUCCUCACCAAUCAAAGGAGCACCUUUGGUCCUUAGGAAUAAACAGAGAAAGUUAUAAUCUGUUAAUUUUUGGAGAGAGAACAAAUAAAUUCUGCAGAUUAAAAAAACAUU
Molecule: messenger RNA, 9629 nt
Organism: Passer domesticus (house sparrow)
Lineage: Eukaryota; Metazoa; Chordata; Aves; Passeriformes; Passeridae
Gene: CFAP47
Product: cilia and flagella associated protein 47
Exons: 64
Coding region: 16-9576 (3186 amino acids)
Biological process (GO): sperm axoneme assembly; cilium assembly
Cellular component (GO): cilium
Molecular function (GO): protein binding
Source: RefSeq, a predicted model, not a curated record